Xylona heveae TC161 is the source of this 2346-nucleotide messenger RNA. RefSeq names its product ankyrin. Lineage: Eukaryota; Fungi; Ascomycota; Xylonomycetes; Xylonales; Xylonaceae. Gene Ontology annotation, biological process: glycerophospholipid catabolic process. Gene Ontology annotation, molecular function: glycerophosphocholine phosphodiesterase activity; protein binding. The transcript is spliced from 2 exons. Bases 194 to 2197 code for a protein of 667 amino acids. The record is from RefSeq and is a predicted model, not a curated record.
UAUUCCCGCCUUGCGAGAUUUCAUUGUUCGUCUGAAAGAUUCACCAGAUGUCUCCGAGAGAUUUACGCGCACAUUCCUUGCCUCUGUCAACGACGCCCCGGACGAGUCCUUGGCGGUGCUGCUCGAGACAAACUUGGUUGACCUACACGCCCAGGAGGAUAUCAAUGAGCGCAACUGCCUUCAUGAAGCCGCCAUGUACGGUCGGGAAUAUGUGCUGAAUGCUGCCAUCGCAGCCAAAGUUGAUGUGUCAAGAGUGGAUGUCUACGGUCGGACUCCGCUACACUAUGCUAGCAUGAAUGGACGAGUGGACGCGCUCCAGACUUUGGUUGCAGCUGGCCCCAGAAUUAUCGACACGAUGGAUCAUGACAACUUCACUCCUUUGAUCCUGGCUAUUGUGCAUCAUCAGCUACCUUGCGUUCAACGCCUCCUCUCUUUCCGAGCACGGGUAGAUCCCAGCAGCGAAUCCGACCAUAUCCCAUUGAAUCUAGCAUGCCAGCAUGGUUCAGUGCCGAUUGUUGAGCUUCUUCUGCAAAACCACGCGGCCGUACUUCCUGAUGCCGAGGGUCUCUAUCCUCAGCACCUUGUGGCUCGUUCAGGAAAGUCGCCAGAGUUGCUGCUCAUGCUACGGGAGUACGGAGCGGAUCUGGACCAGCUUGACAAGCUCUACCAAUGGACACCUUUGUUUCAUGCGGCGAGUGAAGGCCAUUUACGCUCUCUACAAGUGCUGUUAGAAUGUGGCGUUCGUCCGGAUAUCAACGAUGAAAAGGGACUGUCUGCAGUAUACUAUGCUGCUUGGGAAGGCCACCUCCAAUGCAUGCGGCUUUUGGCGGCCGCAGGAGUAAAAGCCGGCUUGGCAAAAUCAGCCACGCCUCUUUCACAGGCUUCAACGGCACCUGCAGUGCCCGCAAGCUCGACCCCGGCACCCAUGGCCAUGGAACAUGACGCAAUUCCGGACCUAUCUCUUCCGCCUCCGAUAAUACCUCUCCGACGAUAUGGACACAAUUUCCUUGAUUCUAAGACCUUUGUCGCCAUCAGCUUCGAAGAGGCCGGCGCUCACGCCAUUCGAUUCUUCCACGACAGCAAGUAUCCUGCCGCACGUCUUACCAUCACCUCGAAACUCUCAGAUCUUAUUCCUCGAAAUGUUUUGAUUCCGAUUCAGGAAGAUUCAAGGGUCAUCUCCUUCCAGAUUGACAAUCUGGAUCUGUUCACGGUCGACUUUGAUAUUUUUCCGACAUUUGGCUCCAAAGUCAUCGCUCGUAGUAUUGCGUUGCCGAACAAUUUCAAUUCGCAGCUCAGCAGUACGGGACAUUGCUGUCUGCCGCUUUUCGACCCACGGCUGCGUGCGAUUGGUCAAAUCAGCUUCAACUAUCAGGUUAUCAAGCCGUUCCACGGUAUCCCACUGGAGAUCACCGAUUUUGCUACGUACUGGAAAGCAACAAGUCAGCGCGAUGAGCAGCCCAGUGCUUUCAUUACUGGCUCGAGUUUGUCGGGCGAAUAUGUCAGGUUGUUUGUUCAAUUGACUAAUGACGGUGUGCCUGUCCUGUGCCCGCAGUGGACUGUGAACCUUGGCGGGAUUGAGUUCUCUGUUGGGCGCUUGACAUAUGAGCAGUUUGUCAGCAUCGGUGCUCAGCGUGAUCAAGGGGACGAAAACCUAGCUGCAUUGGCGAACUGGGAGACCCAAGGUGACAUUACCAAGAUUCACCAGGUCCUCGCAACCUCAUUUGCAUCGCUCAAGGAUGCUCUUGCUGUUAUGCCGCCAAACCUUCAUGUUGAGCUUCACGUACUAUUCCCUUCUGCCACGGAGGAGCACCUCUCUGGACUUGGGCCAACGCCCAACAUCAACGAUUUUGCGGAUGCCAUUCUUAGUGACGUCUUUGAUCAUGCGCGGCAAAUGAGAGAAAGAUCUCCAGAUGCGCUAAGAUCAAUUGUCUUUACUUCCUUCAACUCGAAUAUUUGCGCAGCUCUGAACUGGAAACAACCCAAUUACCCGGUAUUACUAUGCAACAACCUUGGUUCUGACCCGGCGUCGCUUGUCGGAAAUACGGCGACUGUGCAGAGCAGCGGUCAGCAUUCGAUAUCCGUGAAGGAAGCCGUCCGGAUAGCCCAGGGUAACAAUUUUAUGGGCUUGGUGUGCUGUUCAAGAUUAUUGGUAUGUUCUUCCGAUUCACAACUGCACAUGGGCGUGUUUCUUUUCUAGAUUGGCUGACUUCUCGUCUUUUGCUCCAGGAUAUGGUGCCUGCUCUUAUCGAAGCCAUCAAAAGUGCCGGUCUUGUCUUGGUCUCCGAUACGUCAGAGCAAUGUGCGCCAUACCAACGCAAUUCGGACAGCGAGGACGUGCCCAUGCCA